AUGAAGUCGUACGCAGAAGCGACAAGGGAAAAUCUCGGCCAGGACCAAAAUAGGAAAGCAGGCCCGGGACAAAAACCUACGCUGCACUCUGUCGUGGUGGAGCCGAAGAGUUCGACCGACACGGCAGAGGAUACAAUACAAAACAUCCGUCAUCUACUAAACGCGAAGGAGGAAGGAUGGCAAGUUCAAAAAAUAAGGAGAGCCAGAGACGGAAAAGUUGUAGUGGGCUGCAGGACGGAGGAAGAGAGGAGUAAACUUAAGGAAAAAUUAGGAAGAGAAAUGGAAGUAAAAGAUGCGUCAAAUAAAAACCCUCUUAUAAAAAUUAAAAAUCUAUUGUCCUGCAACACCACGGAAGAUAUCACCCGGGCCAUCAGGAACCAAAACAAAAAUGCGACUGCACACCUGGAGGAACGGGACCUGACCAUAGUGGAGAAGUAUAGAAGGAAAGCAAGAAACCCUCUGGAGAGCCACGUGGUCCUACAGGUCGCGCCAAAACUUUGGCAAUCAUUAACAUCGGCUGGUAGGAUACACGUGGACCUGCAGCGGGUUUGGGUAGAGGACCAAUCCCCUCUGGUCCAGUGCACUAUGUGUCUGGGGUAUGGACAUACCCGCAGACAUUGUAAAAAGGAGACCGAGGUGUGCAGUCAUUGCGGAGGAGCCCAUUUGAGGGCAGAUUGCCAGAUCCAAAAGGAAGGUAAACCUCCCAGCUGCGUUAACUGUAUAGGAAUAAAAGGAAGAGACGCGGAGCACGGAGCCUUCAGCCAGAGCUGUCCAACCCGGCAGGGGUGGGACAAGGCGGCGAGGCUAAGCUACGCGUAUUGUUAAAAAAGCCGAGGGCACCAACAAUAUUACCGGCUUUCUCCUGGCACAAGCGAACCUUAGAAAAAAGAGAAUCGCGAUCCAGGAGUUUAUAAAAGAAGCGGGCGGUAGAAACGUGAAAAUAGCACUACUCCAGGAACCGUACAUAGGGGCCAGUAAACAGAUGGCAGAAAGCCCUAUGUACAGAGUAGUGCAGUGCGUACCCACUGGGGAGAAACCGGUGAAGGCGGCGAUACUUGUUUUCGACGAACAUAUAGAAGUCUUUCAAGACAAGUCACUUAUCACGGAAAACAUAGUGGCUGCCGUCCUGAGAACGGACCAGUGGGAAAUAGGGGUAAUUUCAGUGUACUUCGAAGGCGAUGAACCCAUCGGACCAUACCUCGAACAACUAGGAAGCGUCACGAAAAAACUUAAAACCAAGAUGGUACUGAUUGGAGGGGACGUGAACGCAUGGAGUGAAUGGUGGGGGAGCCGAAACGAAGACACACGAGGAAGGGAAUUACGAGGGUUCCUUGACGAAGAGGGGCUGAGCAUCUUAAAUUGUGGCAACACACCCACCUUCGACACCGUGAGAGGAGGCCGUAGAUACACGAGUGCAGUGGACAUCACAGUAUGCACAACGGCCCUCCUCAGUAAGGUAACGAGAUGGUGGGUUGAUACUUCCAUCACUAGCUCUGACCACAACACAAUUUUUAUGACUACAGCCCUUCAAAAACCCCAAACGCACAACCUACCGAAGACAACCCGCAAAUUCAAUACGAAAAACGCAGACUGGGAGGAAUUUAGAGACAAGAUAAACAUGGAAUUGACACAUCUAGGACUGGACAUAGAAACAAUAAAAGGACAGGACACAAAGGCCGGGGUCAAUAACAUAGUAAAGGAUUACACGAAAUUAAUAAUAAAAGCCGCUGAAAAACAUAUCCCCAAAGUAAAACAAAGGAAGAAAAGCUUCGAUCCACCCUGGUGGAACAAGGAAAUAGAGGCCCUAAAAAAGGAUAUGACAAGAAAAAAGAAAAGGAUCUCAUACGCAGCUCCCAGGAGGAGAGAGUGCGUAGUAAACGCCUACCUGGAGGCAAAAAAGACCUAUGAAGAAGAGAUCGAAAGGGCUCAAAAGGAAGGGUGGAAAAAACUC
This is a messenger RNA of Pieris napi, 1951 nucleotides long. RefSeq lists its product as uncharacterized. The record is from RefSeq and is a predicted model, not a curated record. Bases 1 to 825 code for a protein of 274 amino acids. Lineage: Eukaryota; Metazoa; Arthropoda; Insecta; Lepidoptera; Pieridae. The transcript has a single exon.